This is a messenger RNA of Sebastes umbrosus (honeycomb rockfish), 4040 nucleotides long. It is a transcript of the gene sec62, whose product is annotated as SEC62 homolog, preprotein translocation factor. The record is from RefSeq and is a predicted model, not a curated record. Lineage: Eukaryota; Metazoa; Chordata; Actinopteri; Perciformes; Sebastidae. The transcript is spliced from 8 exons. Gene Ontology annotation, biological process: post-translational protein targeting to membrane, translocation. Gene Ontology annotation, cellular component: endoplasmic reticulum membrane; endoplasmic reticulum. The coding region runs from base 92 to 1444 and encodes 450 amino acids.
AUUACCGUUUUUUAAUCGGUUAAUCUCGCGAUACUUCAGAGUGUACGCGUCCGCAGCCUCGCGCACGCCGGAGGAGCUGAGUUGGAGGAUCAUGGCGGAGCGCAGGAGGCACAAGAAACGGAUCCAGGAGGUGAGCGAGCCCACCAAGGAGGAGAAGGCGGUGGCCAAGUACCUCCGGUUCAACUGCCCGACCAAGUCCACCAACAUGAUGGGCCACCGUGUCGACUACUUUAUUGCCUCCAAGGCAGUGGACUGUCUGAUGGACUCAAAGUGGGCCAAGGCUAAGAAGGGAGAGGAGGCGGUGUUCACCACCAGGGAGUCUGUGUUGGACUACUGCAACAGACUCCUAAAGAAACAGUUCUUCCACCGGGCUCUCAAAGUGAUGAAGAAAAAACCUGAGAAAGAAACCAAGAAAGAGAAGGAAAAAGAGAAAGAGAAGGAAAAAGAGAAAGAGAAAGAAAAGGAAAAGGAGAAGGAGAAGGAGAAAGAAAAGGAGAAAGAGAAGACCAAGGGCGACAGCGGCAAAGAGGAGGAGAAAAAAGGGAAGAAGGAGAAAGAGAAGAAGAAAGAGUCUGAGGCUGUUGAAACCAAGAAAGAGAAAAGCGAUGACAGUCCUGGAACUCCCAAGAAGAAGAAAGAGGUGAAGAAGAAGUUUAAACUGGAGCCUCAUGAGGAGCAGCUGUUUCUAGAUGGAAACGAGGUGUUUGUGUGGAUUUACGAUCCCGUUCAUUUCAAGACAUUUGCCAUGGGACUGAUACUCGUCAUUGCAGUGAUAGCAGCCACGCUGUUCCCGCUGUGGCCAGCAGAAAUGCGUGUAGGAGUUUACUAUCUAAGUGUUGCAGCAGGCUGCUUUGUGGCCAGUAUAUUGCUUCUUGCUGUUGCCCGCUGCAUCCUCUUCCUGAUCAUUUGGGUCGUGACCGGCGGGCGCCACCACUUCUGGUUCCUCCCCAACUUGACGGCAGACGUCGGUUUCAUCGACUCAUUCCGGCCGCUCUACACUCAUGAGUAUAAAGGACCACGAGCCAGCAACAAGAAGGGCUCGGACAAGACGGACGACAAGGACAACGGCGGCAACAAGGCUCAGAAGUCAGACAGCGACGAGAAGUCAGACAGCGAGAAGAAGGACGGCGACGAGGAGGAGGAGGAGGAAGAGGAGGAGUGCAAAGAGGCCGAGGAGAGUAAAGAAGCAGAGGGGGAGGGAACGGGCGCGGACCGCCACUCCGACACAGACAGCGACCGCCGGGAGGACGAAGGCUCGCAGCACAGCAACGGAAACGAUUUUGAGAUGAUCACCAGGGAGGAGCUGGAGCAGCACACAGAGGAGGAGGAAGAGGGUGAGGAGGAGGAAGAGGAAGAGGAAGAGGAGGAGGAGACGCAGGAGGAGACGCAAGAGAGGAAAGAAGGGGUCGAGAGUGAGACUAAACCCCAGACUGCUGAAACAUAAACUUCUUACAAUCCCAUCACUCUCUACUUUUUCUCUCUCUCUGUCCUUCCCUCCCUUUGUCCUGUGAUCCCAGGACCUGCUAGUCCAGCCUCUCUGAGCCUGCCGAGGCCAAGGAGAGGCUCCAUCUCUUCUUGUUGAGAUCUUCCACUAAACAGUACCGAUAGACCAGUACAGGGAUAGACACAACGGUGUAAAGUGAAACGGCUACGACAAUGGGGGAUAUAAUUCUAAAAAGAAGCCUUACGGUGGAUCCGAUUCCUCCCACCCAAAUGUUAUUUAUGUUAAAAUGGAAAAACUGCCACCGACACGUUUGCCUGAGGAAGUUGUCAACAAAAAAAACAUCAGACCAACAACAGCGCGGAUGGAGGGUUUUCAUUUCUUUGUCCUUUUUGAUUUCUCAUGUCAAGUUUCUUUUUGUGUCAUUUCAACUCAAAAUAUUUUAUUUAUAUCCCCUCUCUUUGGUUACACAAUACAUUUGGAUGUGAGGUCAAAGCCAGAUCUUGGAUAUAGUUGAUGGAGAAGAGCUAUCAUGCUAAACUGACCAGUAAGACGAGACGUGCUCGUCCCCCCUUCUCCCUCUUUUUUUUGUCUUUCGUUGUCGUUUUUGAGUUCCAUGUUGUUGGUACAAUCACGUUAGCCAGAAAAGCCCCUGGUUCUUUCACCUUUUUUUGGUGUUUUGGUGAGGCAACUAUGGCAAGAGCACGCUUCACAUCAUGUUGAAUGCCAGUGAGUCUGAUAGCUUUCUCAGGCAGCCCUUAAAGCAAACUGACCUGCUUUGAAACCUGAAACAAGCCAGAUGGACCAAAAUCCUGUAAUUUACUCGAACGAACCUAAAAAUCAACCAUCCCGUGGCUGGAUGGAGUAUUACGAGAGCAGAGUAGUACGUUCUCCUUGAGGUACUUGCCAUUCAGUAAGAGAAAAUGUUUGUUUGUUUUUUUGAAAUGGCAGAUGAUCAUAGUGCAAUCCUCUACACAGUCUGAAGUAGAUCAUGUUUAAUAAUGUGGGACUCAUCUUUAAGAGUAAAUUUGAGCAACUGGGACACAGCUGGCGUAUGUCAUUUUCUUUUUUAAAAAAAGAUUGCAGCAUUUGUUGUACAACUAAAAGCUAGAAGAUAUUAAGUUCACUGAUUAACUGUCUAUUUGCAAACGGAACCAGAUGUUAAGUAAAAAUCUAGUGCCAAACACGACUAUGUUAUGCAUGCUGACUUAAUAUGGAGAGGUGAAUGUGACAGCGAGGGGUACAUUUUUUUAAAUUCGUUCAUUUUGUAACCGCAGUGUCAAACUCCUAACCUUUCGCAUCUCUGAAAAAAUAAAGAUUAAAAAAAGCACAGCACGAUGUUGUUAGUGUGUAGCUAAACAAAGAUUUUUGGUCUCAAUGAAACCAUUUAAAGGUGUUCGCACUAGACUCCCAUCCAAACCAGUUCUGUCUACAAGCCGUCAUGUGUGAAAAUAGUGGUACUGGUCCACUGAGCAGACUACAGUUUAAUUUCCAGUCAAAGCCUAGUAACUGGCGGCCGUGGUCCAAACUGUUCCUUCACAUUAUCUUCUGGCUAGAAAUGUCUUAGAUGCUCUUUUUAGUCAUAAUAAAGAUUAUAUUUAAGUUUAAAAAAAUAGAAAUGUAUCAUUUAUAUAUGGAUUCUAUUGAUAUAUAUAUAUACAAUAAUUACAGUCUAAGAAACUAUAAAACAACUCUUUUUUUCCUUUUAAUUUUGUAUUAGGAGGUAUAAUUUUGUAAUGUGCAUUUUUGUUUUUAUACGAUCAUAAAGAGCAAGCUCAUCAUUUAAAGGUAACAUCUGGGAUUAGAAAACAGUGGGAAUUUAUUAGAUAACAGUUUUUUUUUUUUUACAUUCAUCACCGUAACAUUGAACAUGUGAUCUGGUUGGUUUGUUGACACAUCUGUAUUUCUCUCACUAACAAACGGUCAGUCAUUAACCAGAGCUUAUAAGACCGGUGGCUUGUGUAACACUACUGGUUCCAAGUUAAUCUGACGUGGCAAAAAAUCUCACAGUGAAGAAUAUCUUACUAUAUUCCACACUGCUUUCUGUACAGUUAUUUGUUUUGCCUAAAAAUGAACUCACUUGGACUGUAUUUAGUAGUUUGUUCUGUCUCCUGUAAUCCCACUGAGGUUUGUAGCUCUUCGACUUUCUAUCUCACACACCUCCAUGUUGUUGUUUCUUUUCUAAUAUCUUUGUAUUUUUUUUCUUCCCCAAACGGGCAAAGUGCAUCUCUGUGUCUUGAGUUGCCAGUUGCUGUACUCUCAAUAUUGGCAUAACCAUUUAACAAAUGGGAAAAAAAAAGAUUCUCCCAAUUGUUCUUGACUGUUGCACAGUAUCGGUCUGUUGUAAAUUGUAGUAUUAUUACUCUCUAUGCUGCUGCUUCUCAUCGCACAUUUCUGGGGGAAAUAAAAAAGUGAAAUUGUAAAACAUCUAUGUUUUAUCUGUGGUCAAAAACUGUGUCUUUUGAUCACCUAGUUGUCCACAUUUGGAUCAAUAUCAUCCUGAAGACUGUCAUGCAAUAUUGGAGUAUAAUUUAAUAAAACUGGAUGUCUGGAAAUAUAUCUGUAUCUUAUCAUUGCAAUAAAAAUAUAGAAAGCACAA